Messenger RNA from Caenorhabditis remanei, 2682 nucleotides. RefSeq lists its product as uncharacterized. Bases 1 to 2682 code for a protein of 893 amino acids. The record is from RefSeq and is a predicted model, not a curated record. The transcript has 11 exons. Lineage: Eukaryota; Metazoa; Nematoda; Chromadorea; Rhabditida; Rhabditidae.
AUGGUCGAUUCCGAUGAUGAAUAUCGACAAGAAAUGGAUAAAUUCAUGCGGAAAGAGUUAGCGGCGAUUAGAGUCGAGUUGAUGGGAAAUAAUGAAGAAAAGCCAACUCAGCCAGUUCCGAUUCCUCAAAUUACAAAAAUUGAGCCAAUUAUACGGAGUGAGCCGCCAGAUUCAGUGCGACAACGAAUUAUGCAAAAUAUUCCGCCUGAAAUCGCUCGACAACCAUCAUCACCACCACAACUUCCAUUCAAUAUUCAACCUCGCCUCUUCCCGCCUCGUUUCGUUUCUCCGCCACGUUUUUCUCCAUUCGUUUCUCCAGAAAUAUCUCCAGAAGUAUCUCCUUCUAAAGCAAUCCGUCCUACAGUAUCCCCACCUACAGUAUACCAAGCUGUUCCUACGGUGGCUCCUCCUCCUACAGUAUCCGCUCCUAUAGUUACUGCGUCUACAGUAACCCGAGCUGCUUCUACAGUAACCCGACCGGCUCCUACUGUAACUCCAGCUGCAUUUACUGUUCCUACGGUGGCUCCGCCCCCUACAGUAACCGCUCCUACAUUAUUUCCACCUACAGUAUUUGCUCCUGGUCCUACAGUAACCCCUGCUGCAUUUACUGCUCAUACGGUGGCUCCGCCCCCUACAGUAACCCCAGCUGCAUUUACUGAUCCUAGGAUGUCUCAUCCUACAGUAGCCGGUCCUACAUUAUCUCCACAUAAAGUAUUUGGUCCUGCUCCUACAGUAACCCCACCGGCUCCUCCUACAGUAACCCCAGCUGCAAUUACUGUUCCUACGGUGGCUCCGCCCCCUACUGUAGCCGUUCCUACAUUAUUUCCACCUACAGUAUUUGGUCCUGGUCAUACAGUUACCCCAGCUGCUCCUACAGUAACCCCACCGGCUCCUGCUCCUCAACAAAUGCCACUGAUGAGACCGAAUAAACCAGAGGAGACGCCAUUAAAGUUGAGAGAAGAAGUCCACUUUGAAUUCGUACAUGUUCCACUCAUUCCUACGGCUGCAAAUCCACCACCACCGCGUCAGAGAUCGAUUCCACCACCUCCAGUUACAGGUCCACAGGCUCAACCACGUCCGACGCGUUCGAAUGCUGAUAGGAUUCCGUUACAGCACCGUCCACCACCGCCUCGAAGAACUGAAUCACCGCAAUUCCAAACCCGUCAACCACCACCAGUAGAUUUCCCACUUAUCGAAAGUGACACAUCGAUUUAUCAUGGAAAUCGUGGAAGAAAUAGGCCAAUUACUCCAUUAUUCGAGCCAGAACCGCCUGUUCACCAAUUGGAACAGUCCACUUGGGUCGAUGAGACUCUUGUGGAUUCAGAACACCGAAUGAAUCCAAACGAGGCGAUAUUUCUCAGCGAUUCGAGCACUGACGUGAUUCCAGACAGAAUGUUUCCAGAAUUAUGUAGAGAUUUCCGGACUCAACAAGAGAUUCAAGACGAGCAGAGAGGACGAAUGAAUUCGAGAUUUCAGACGGAUUUUGAGAGAAGAGAAUCGACGGAGAAUUGGGAGAGACCGUCGACUGCAAUGUCAUCGAGAAGACCGCCCAUCUUACCGCCGCCCAGUAAGGGAAGAGUAGCCAAUGGAAUUUUGAAUCAGACGAUUGUGUCCAAUGCGCCGGCGCCACAUAUGGGCUUUGAACGGUAUCGACAGAAUCCGCAUCACGACGACUUCUCAUUCGAUGAACCCAACCAACCAACGUCUUCCAAUCAAAUCUCCCGUAGAUCACAACUCGUCGCAACCACAACAGAGACCUACAAUUCUCAAAUCGAUCCGAAUAAUUUCAAUCCGGAUUCAUGGACGACUGAGGCGUUGGAGAAGAUGCAUGAGGAGCAGUUGAAGGAGAUUGUCAAUUUUUUCUAUGAAAGUGGUCCACAUCUGAAAUUCAAGGAAUCCUAUCCGUUUUUGGCGGAAGGAAUGAUACAGAAGGACUCACAGACGAAUAUGCUGAAAGUGUUCUCAUCUCGUCUCGGAAAGAUUUUGAUUCAAGAUACGAGAAUCAAGAAAUCAGAGGAUUAUGUGUAUUUUGUGGUUAUCAAGGCUGGAGAUUAUAGAGGAUUCUACUACGACACUCAUCCGAAGUGUCUGAUCUCUGCCAAGUUUCCGACGGUCGAACGUAUCGUCCUCCGUGGAUACGCAAUUCUUGCUCAUCCAAUCGGAUCGAGAGAGGAUUCUUUGAAAGAAAAUCGUUGGAUUUGUUGGAAUGACUCAUUGGGUCUGAUGUCAAUUAUUAGUGGAGCCGCACGUACUCCAUUGAAGAAACAACCCGUUUGGGAUAAGCAGUUGGAUAUCAUCUCAAUCCAUGCGAACUUUGAAAAUAAACGAUUUGUGGUCACUAAAGUGGUCGGACUCACGAAUACUGGCGAGAAACAGAAACAGUUUCCAGAGGAGGUGUUCCUUAUCAGAGAUGGUGUCUAUCGCAGAACUCACGAAGACGAUAUUGUAUUCUAUUCGUCGUCUAUCAAAGCUGAAAUUGUCAUCAAGAAGAUACUUGUUGGAGAAGUCGAUAUCUAUGGCCAUAAUCCACUCGAUAUAGUUGUCGUCCCCUACUUCCCCCGCUCCACGGCUCUCGAAUUUCGUGCCCUCCUCAUCAUCCAUAUGCCGGAUAUGUUCUGGAGUCGAGACAAAGAAUGGAUUCGAGAGCUUCUCGCUGAAAGAACCAAAGCAUACAUUCGUUAA